Paracoccidioides lutzii Pb01 is the source of this 396-nucleotide messenger RNA. RefSeq lists its product as hypothetical. Bases 1 to 396 code for a protein of 131 amino acids. The transcript has 3 exons. The record is from RefSeq and is a predicted model, not a curated record.
AUGUUAAGUGCAUGCAACCUUAGAUUCCGCGGACAUGAGGGGUUUCUGCCAUUGAUCAAUAGCAAUCACACGCGUGCACUGAAUGACAGUUCAAUGAAAAGAGAGAGUGAGAAGGGUGAAGGCAAUGUGGGUGUACCACAAGACAAGCAUUUGGUGGAAACCACCAGUCAAGCUCUUGAUCACCCGGUUAAGGGGGUGUCAAAUGGCUAUACAUUGACCAAGGAGAAUGAGGAGCUACGGGCUGCAGUUGCCAGGCAGACGCGAAAGCGUGACGAAGACAUGGUCAAGAAGGUAUUUCUAGCAGGGAAAGGAUUAGCUAGAGUUCAAGCCGCUCAACACGGCAUGGAGGGCCUGAGGGGGCGGAUGAACCGCCAACCUGCAGCAAAUGUAAUAUAG